Messenger RNA from Raphanus sativus (radish), 971 nucleotides. RefSeq lists its product as uncharacterized. NCBI's taxonomy places the organism in Eukaryota, Viridiplantae, Streptophyta, Magnoliopsida, Brassicales, Brassicaceae. The transcript has 4 exons. Bases 180 to 737 code for a protein of 185 amino acids. The record is from RefSeq and is a predicted model, not a curated record.
UGACUCACUCCUUAUCUCUUACUUGAACGGGAGAUUCUGCUUUUCCCAACGUAGGAGACAAAAAGGAGAACGCAGUCACACACUACUCAACAGAGAGAGAGAGAAACAAACUCAACGAACAAUUUUGAUUUCAAAUUUCAAAAAAAAAAAAAAAAAAUCAUCCAGUGUUUCGAUUCAUCAUGCCGCCUGGUGCGAAGAAGAGAAAGGCUCUGAAGAAGAAGCAGCAGCUGCAACAAGAACAAGAGGAAGCGAUUGGAACAAACAAUCUCGGCGGAAAUGUGGAACAUGGAAGCCAAGAUGAUAGCAACUUGAGCUCCCCUGGUUCUCAAGGAAAUGAACAAUUUGGUGGGACCAAAGAUCAAUCUGGUGUGGAUGUGGUGGAGAAAAACGUAUCUUCUCAACAUCCUUGUGAUAAGGAGAUCGCUCCUGUUGUCUCCAAAGUGGUGAUUUCUGAGAAGCGUCGUAAGGAGCAUGCCAUAGACAAGUCUGGUGAAGCUCGAGAGAAUGGUAAGGUGGCGGCCACUCUUCUGGAGCCUGCUACUGGAAAAGUAGAGAGUGCGAGAGAAUCUCAAGUUCCACUGUCCUCUGACGAAAAGCGUCUUUUGUUCCCUCGUCCACCACCCGUCCGUACUUCGUGGUUUAGUUGCUGCGGUUUGUUUGAUGCAAUGACAGAUAAACACAGCAGGAAUGAGAUAAAGGUGGACUCACGUAGCCAGCUAAAGCUCAAAGUCAUCUGAAAAAAAAACAGGAUUCACGGUCCGUACACUCUUCUCUGUACAUUAUCUUUGAUAGAUAAUAAUGUGGGAGGGUUUUAGCAACAUGCAAAUAAUACCAACAUCCUUAAAGGAGAUUAAAUUUCAUUUUACUUCUUUUGAAAUACAUUCUUCAUUUGUUCAUUAAAGGGUUUUUAGAUUCAUGAGACUAAAUAUAUAGCUCUUUUUUUUUUCUUAUCAGUUGCCACACUUAUCAUU